Molecule: messenger RNA, 13788 nt
Organism: Pelobates cultripes (western spadefoot toad)
Lineage: Eukaryota; Metazoa; Chordata; Amphibia; Anura; Pelobatidae
Source: the annotation of a GenBank genome assembly
CUUUCUGAUGGUUGUUUACACAGAUGGAAAUGGAUGAAACUCGUAGUGGCACUGGAUUGCGGCAGUAUUAUUUGUCAAAGAUCGAGGACCUGCAGGUACUUAAAUAUUCUUUAGUAGCAGCACAGUUCAUACAUGUGUAAUUGAACUGAUUUAUAGUGAGUAUUAUAUUCUCAAUUUGGAACAAGAAUACCAGAUGUCGUGCAAACAAGUGAUAGAAGUUAUACAUAAAAUAUUGUAGUUUUAUAUACAUUUUCAUACAUUCUUAAACUUGGUAAUGUAUACGGACUAGGUGACUUUUUUUUUUCUUUUAAAUCAUAGGGUCACAGAAAAAAAAGAAAACAAAUGCCUGCUAGUAGCAUGGCACUAUUAAAAAUAUGUACAAAACUCACAAAUAAAAUGACACAUUUUAACCUUAGAGUGGAAUAACACAAUUAUCUCAGUAGUGACUUACAAUGUGAACUAUUCUCUGGGGAUAACUCUUGGAAUCCUCCUAUUGGAUGGUCACAAAUACAUUACCAGGCUUAUUCGCUAAAAUGAGAAUUGUCAGAAAUUCGAAAUGUCAAAUUUACGGUCAAAAAAGUGGACUUGGAGAAUUUUCACUCUGGUGAUUUUGGCCUUAAAUGUGAAAAUGUACUUAGCUUUCCUGCCACUUCUAACUGCAGUGAAUAACCCUGUCUGUUGUGAACUUGACCCAGUUUGCUCCAAUCCUUUUAUUUACUGCUCACCUGAGAUCUGUGAAACGUGUGGAAUUGGUAAUGCUUGAAUUCUUCACAUUUUCUCAAAGUAGAGCACUUGCAUUAGUUUCUAUUGAAGGGUCAUACUUUUUAUUUUUUUUAAUUCUUUAUUUUUGGAGUGCAUGGAAAUAUAACAAGUGGGCUCGUCAUGCCCCAACAGCAUUGACAAGUAUAUGACAAAACAUUUAGCAGUUGGUCAGCAUGUGAGAAGACAGCACAAUUAUUAUAGAGCAACAUAUAUCGUUUAAGUGUUCCUGUUUAGACGAUCAGUACAUAUGUUGGCAGGGACUUUUCUAAACAUGCAGGAUGCAAGCUUGCGGUCUAAUAGAGAGUGAGUGCUUGCUACAGAUAAGCUAGGCUAGCCAGCAUGAGAUGUCUCUCUAUGUGCAGGACAGGUUGAUAUAUAAUAGAAUACAAGUAAAUUACACAAGCUUAAAUCGUGUAGCUAGUGUCUGCUAAGCGACUAUCACUGGGGCUCCCACACCCAUUAUUGCUAACGGUAAAACAUAUGAGGGCAAGUAGGUAAGUUAGUUAAUGUCAGGGCUCAUGCUAAAAAGAAAAAACGCUUAAAAUAGUUAGAAAGUCAAGCUCAGGGGAUCUUGGGUCUCAUCCUCGAGAACUCUGGCAUUAAUAUGUUUUUUGGGUCGUCCUCUGAUAUAGCAGGUGGUCGGUGUCUGGUAGGCAAGCUGUCCCCCACACAGGGGUUCUUUACCCUACUCCCCGUCUGGGCACUGCUCUGAGGUGGCUAUUAAGUCCUCCGGAGGGAGACCUGUUGUGGCUCCUGUGUGAGGUACCCCGCAGCUCACCAGUGGCAGUUCAAGGACCUGUAAGGGGUUGCUUGUAUUCCCAUAGAGUUGUGGUCUCCUGUGGUGGUAAGUUGCAUUUAGGUACUUUUCCCAGUUGGGAUCGUGAUUCAGGGCGGUUGCUGGACAGUGCCAGGCGGAUUCUUCGGUGCCGUGUUUGUGCACGUGGCCUCGGUUUCUUUUUCUUUAGUGGCGAUUCUGCACCAGAGCGUCGCCCAGGAGUCGCGGGCUGCCCUUUUGUGAGCGGCAUGAUUGUUUCUUGCUGGGCUCCAGCAGGCUUGUGCCGGCGUGCGGCUAAUGUGGACCAGAAGUUUGCGAAUAAGGCGUCAAGCUUAGAAUGUCGCUUAGAAUGAGGCAGUGAGUUGCACGAGGCAUCCACCAUCUUGGUCUUGGCAGGUGGAUAGUCCCAAGUGUAUAGUAGCAGGAGCUUCACUAGUGAGACACCAUUGAAAGUUGCCGGGAUAACCCCCACCGGCUGAGGUGGGGAGAGGGUGCAGGAUGGUCUUCCAGGGUAAGUGCUCGAUAGCAGGCUGAGGGAUCGGUCGCCUCCCUCUCGUGCGCUGCAGUUAGGCCUCUUGUAGGCCGCGGACUCUCCUCUGGGAUUACCCACCGGUCAUGGCUGGACACACCACUGGUUUGAGAGCUAGGGAUGUCUCCCAAUAUCGAGGGAUCUAAGUUUUAGGUUGCUGAGUCACUUUUAUCGAUUAUUUAGGAGCCAGAUAGCGCGGAGCUCUCGGUGUGUGCGACCGUUCCGUGCGGCUGCCAGGCUCCGCCCCCUUGAAGGGAUAUUCUAAGCACCAAAACGUUAUUAACUUUAUUCUCACCUGCCAUGUCAAGGCAAGCAUCUUGAGUUGCUGACUUGUGAUUGGCUCGUAAGGUGAGCUUACACUUUAAAAGCCAUUUGAGUGGCACUAAAGUCCUGUUAUUUAAAUAUGCUUAGUGUUUUGGGGUAGUGCACAGGUAACUUCUUUUGUUUUUUUAUAUAUUAGCAUACAUUCAGCCAUAGACAAAUUUGGAGACGCUGAGCAUGUGGUCCUAUUCUCAUUAUACAAAUCCUGACAAAAUGCUGAGCCUUUUUGGGGGUGCCAAACACCAACCUCAAUCUGAAAUUGAGGAUAUCAUUACGUGAUCUGAUGCGUUUCACUUGCCAAGCAUUUUUUGUCACAUUUGAAUAUCAAUUUAGUCUUCUUUGACCUACACAUUCUCUAGCAUAGGUUGACUUUGCUUUUUAUUUUCUCUCCAGCUGGUUGUCAAUGAUAAAAGUCAAAAUUUGAGGCGUCUCCAGGCUCAAAGAAAUGAACUGAACGCUAAAGGUAAAGUUGGUAGUGAUAUAACUUAAAAGAUUAGCUUGUCAGUGCAUCGUUUUAGGGGAAAGAGCUUUACUUAUACACCGCUUACAAACAAGUACUAUUCUAUUAAACAAAUUUAAUGGAAUGGACCCUUGUGAGUCACGCUUGGUGACUAAUGCUUAGAGACUAAUUAUGUGGACUGUAGUGUUGUACAUGUGUUUCAUCCAAAUACUUAUUUUCAUUUUUUUAAAUUUGUUUUUGUUCCACAUUAGUAAAACGGCCUGAUUAGAACUCUCAGGGUCUCUCUAAUACUUUUUGGAUUUUAGAUCUGGAUGUGGGUGCACACACAGAAAUUAAACAUGGACAAAGUUUCAAGCAAUUUGGUGUAAUCUUAGCACUGCUGAUGUUUGCUAUGUAAACAAGCUGAGCAUUGUAGUAAUUGCAGUCUGCAACUAUCUCCUUUGCUGCUGUUAUCCAUCACUGGUCUCUAGCUGCAAUUUACAAGCAUGUCCAGAUGUGAAGUGAAAGGUUUUUCAGUGUGCAGAGCACUGUUUGCCAUGAAUAUCAUAGGUUUCUAGUGUUUUCUCCAAAUUAAGUUACUAUAAUAUGAACCUAAAAGAGGAACAUUUAAAUGUUAAAUUAUAAAUAUAGCUAGAGUGAGCCUUUUUAAAGACUCACUCUAGACACCACAACAAGGCACAUGGUGCAGAUAAUACCCUGCACCUACUUUCAGUUCUGAGUUGAUUGUUACUGAUUUGCAAAAUCUUUGCCCCUAUAAGCCAGCCUCUCAGAGCAGUCAAUCAGGCACCUGGAAUUGUAUCUUCCAGGCAGUCCAUAUCAGAUUGUGUACAUGUGCAGUUGGCGGCUCUGCCUAUUUUUACACACAGAACAGUUCACAAAACUGAGACAGACUGUGCAAUUAAAUGGUAGCUGGCCUGAUUGCUAUUGGCUUAUCGCACAGCUUAUCACACAAACUCUGCUGAUCAAGGAUUUUAUAGGGUAAGGCAGACCAGAAUCCGACUCUCAGGUUAUCACUGCUCUCUAAACAUGGGCAAAGUGAUAUUGCUAAUGAGGUGGAAUAACUCUCUUGUAUUUGCAUAUUACAAUGUGAUGGGCUGGUUACAGGGAAACUCACAUUUUCAUCAAACCACUUAAAACAGUUGGACAACGACUUAGGACAACACAGAUACACUUCUGCAACUAUGCCCACUACAAGGGACUGCAGUUAUGAAGCUCAGACUGCUCCAUUAACAUCAUCCUCCAUGAAAGAAAAACACAACUGGCUUCAAAAUAGCCAAAAUCAUUCACAGGAGUAAAUCUUACAGCAUUUUACCCAAUAACAUUAAAAAGAAUCCUCCUCGUUUGAUUUGUUCAUAUGUCUGAUUACAUGUAUUUGCUUAUUGUGGUUCUCACCUAUAUGUUUCCAAUCUUUUCUUUAGUGCGUCUCUUGCGGGAGGAGCUGCAGCUGCUUCAGGAGCAGGGCUCCUAUGUGGGUGAGGUGGUGAGAGCCAUGGACAAGAAGAAAGUUCUGGUCAAGGUGCUUGGAAUCACUAUUUCUCUGUUUGUUCCGUGAGAACUGAUCCAAUUACAUAAGGAUGUGUAACCAAUUAUCUCUUUUUCACUAUAGGUCCACCCCGAGGGGAAGUUUGUUGUGGAUAUUGAUAAAAAUAUCGAUAUAAAUGAUGUAAGUAUAUAGAUAGAAACUUUCUUAAAUACCAGCUGUCACAUGUAAAGGCUUGGCAUCUUGUUUUAUGCCUGUUCUCACAGAGGUUUCAUUGAAGUUCCAAUACUGUCUAUAUCAGAUUUUAAUAAUUAUUCCCUGUUUACGAGAAACUGAAAAUGACAAUGGUGCAUUAAGCCAUCAUGGUAUCAAUUAUCAACUCCUCCAACUCAUCCCUCUUAGUGCUUUGUUCACCACAUUCUGAAUACAGAUACAUUGACUCAAGUCAGCUCCCAUGGGGAAACAUAAAUGUUUAAAAUUGGUGCAGAUUUAUCGUGCAAAUUACGUGAUGGUUAAUGACUGUUAACAAAAGUGGGUUAUAUGGAUCUGGAAUGAACAGGAUUAUUUGGCAACUACUUUAUAUGUGUGUGUAGAUUUAUUUGCAAGUACACAUUCAUUCAGCCUUUGUCCAUUUAAUAACCAUCUCUCCCUUUCAGGUGACACCAAAUUGUCGUGUUGCAUUGCGUAAUGACAGUUACACACUGCACAAGAUCCUGCCCAACAAGGUGGAUCCACUGGUAUCACUGAUGAUGGUAGAAAAAGUUCCAGAUUCCACAUAUGAGAUGAUUGGAGGAUUAGACAAGCAGAUAAAAGAGAUUAAGGAGGUCAUCGAGCUGCCUGUCAAGCACCCCGAAUUGUUUGAGGCUUUGGGAAUUGCACAGCCCAAGGUACGGUGAGAAAAUGAACGAGGCUCUGGUCUCCCUUAUACACUUGCCAAUCGGAAUGAAUGAGCCAGUGGAUUUUGUAUUAAAAUGAACCUGUUGUCAUAAUAUACAUCACAAAGACACAUGGUGCAUUCAGUCUAAAAUAUAGAGAAUUAUUCACGUUUCCUCUGUUCCAGUGCAUCUUUGUGAGUUUUACUCUUCAUGUAAGAUCCACCCUCAGGCUGUCCACCGCUCUGUCUCUGGUCUUCAGUGAUUUGCCUUGCUGGAAAACACUUCCCCCUAAGCAGGGCAAUCCUUAGUGACACCGGACUCUGGCUUCAUUGUCAGCGUGCCCGCGCCUUAACGGAUUGACCUCCCAUAACCCUGUUCCUAUACUCCGUAGCUGGUGCUAGAUGUGGUUGCUAUGCUUGGGAGAGGUCUUUUUUGCUCUCCCUUGUCAGUGACUGCCUCGGCACGCCAAGCCAUUGGCUAACAGCUGGGAGAAAUGCCUAUUUUUAAAUAGUAUAUAUUUUUUUUCCUAAUCUUUACAUUUGCUUGUACAAUGUGUAGAUAGAAUUUUAGGCUCAAUCUAAUGACCAUAAGUUGUUUGGGAUGUGACAGAUCCCCUUUCAUAUUUAAAUUUAAUUUAACAGAUUUGUUUUUAUGUCUGAAUCUCACAUUACGGUUAGCAAAAUGUGGUCUCACUGUAAUGUUAGAGAUUAUCUCACUGAAAGGACCUAUUUAGGCUCUUUGUUCUAAAAGUAUCAUGCUGCCAUGUCUUCAUACAAAGAUACAGCUCUCAUUAUUAAUUUCCUUAGGGAGUGCUGCUGUACGGACCUCCUGGCACUGGGAAGACUCUCUUGGCCCGUGCUGUCGCUCAUCAUACAGAUUGCACGUUUAUAAGGGUGUCUGGCUCUGAACUUGUACAGAAAUUCAUCGGGGAAGGUAGGUGUGAAAUACAGCUUUGUGUUAUGUCUAUCAAUACAUAAUGCACGUGUCACUGGUGAUGGUAAAAAAGGUUUCAGAGUCCAUGUAUAUACACAUACAAGCACAGGCAUGGAAUCAUUAUGCUCCGGAUUAUUAGGCAGAAGAAAAUUACCAACCAUCCAGUGUCAUACAUCGGGUUUAUUAAAUAAAUGUCGAAAUGACAACAGAUGUAUUUAUGUGGAUAUGUCGUGAUUUCAAUAUUUCUGUCUGGUUAUCUGCCAUCCUGCGUGAUAGUGGCGUAGCUGGAAAGAACUGUAGUCAAACCAGACAUGUCUAAACCAGCGACUAUUUCCUCAGAUCUUUUGGUAGCAUGGAAUGGACAGGAGCCCUACACCCAACCCGUAGUUUGCCCUGGCAUGAAGAUUUUUAAUUUAGCGUAUAACAUUUACCAAGACGAACAUCCAAUUUGAUUUCAUAUUGAAACACCAUUAUUUUUUUUUAAAUCUUCUAACCCAUUAUUUCAGUCCUACGCCAAUGGUGUUUAUACUCUAUAAAAUGAAUGUGAUUCAGCUCACAGUGACUUUUAUAUCGGCACUGUGCUACACACAAAUUUGUAACUCUAGUUUUCUUAGUUAUUAUUGUGUUUUUAGUUUUGUUUAUUAUGAAUGCGUCCCUGUGUGUAUGGAUAUGUAAUUCACAGUGAUCUCCUCUAGGGGCCCGAAUGGUGCGGGAACUCUUUGUAAUGGCUCGUGAACAUGCUCCGUCCAUUAUCUUUAUGGAUGAGAUUGAUUCCAUUGGAUCCUCCAGGCUGGAGGGAGGUUCAGGAGGGGACAGUGAGGUCCAGCGGACAAUGCUUGAGUUGCUGAACCAGCUUGAUGGAUUCGAAGCCACUAAGAAUAUCAAGGUAUGAGCAAAUUUGUAAAUCUAUAUGGAUGUGUAUCAUCAGACAAUAUUAUUUAGCUACACACUGUUUCUUGGUAUUAAAACUGUUGUAUCUGAUUUUUCAGGUCAUUAUGGCAACUAACAGAAUUGAUAUUUUGGACUCUGCCCUACUUCGCCCUGGCCGUAUCGACAGGAAGAUUGAGUUCCCUCCUCCUAAUGAAGAGGUAAUGCUGGACAGGGACUGAAUACUAUUUUCAUAAAUGCUAAUUAAAGGGACACUUCAAACAUUUAAAUCACUUUAGCUUUCUUAAGUGCUUUAUGUAUGAAGAGUGCCUUGCCCCCUACCAUUUUAUACAAAGUGCUGCUCUUUGCUGAUUUUUUUAUUUUUAUUUUAAAUUAGAAAUUAACACUUUUAUAAUUAAACCGUGAUACACAUUCUUGGCUGUCAGACAACCAGGGGGUGUUGCUUCUUUGUAGGUUAGCUUGUGUUGCUUAAUGCAAGAAACAGGCUCUUGCGCAGAGUGAGGCUAUUCAGUUAGCUGCAGUAUUUCUGACUGAGAAGCUUGUGAUUGUACAACCGCAGUCCACAGGGGACAUUUCUCAGCACAGACGAGAAAGUCUGUACCAGGGAAGAAGAGGAGGGCUUGCAGUAUACUAGUUCUGCAGACAUUGCAAACUAAGAUUUCAUAUACCUCAUUGAAAACCUGCACAAAGAAUUACAUGCAUGUGCUCUUUGGGAGUAUAUGUAAUAAAAGUUUUAUUUAAUUUUAUAGUGUUUCUUAAAUUUCUCUUCUUAAUUAAACUUUUUUUUUCCAAUUACAUCCUUAUUCGAUAAACUCACAAUAGUAGUGCAUUCAAAUCCUUAUUGCAAAAUGUAAACUUAGCCUAGCAGUAACUCUAAAGACUUUCAUUGCUUAUUGUUCUUGUUUACUCACGUGUCUGAGUACACAGCCGUAUUUCAAGCCUUUUCUCUAUUCCCUUCUCUUCACAGGCACGUCUAGACAUUCUGAAGAUUCACUCCCGAAAGAUGAACUUGACUCGUGGUAUCAACCUCCGUAAAAUUGCGGAACUGAUGCCUGGAGCAUCAGGGGCCGAGGUGAAGGUGAGCCUUUUUGGAGCUAAUAGUGGUUUCCCCCUAUUGUUACAUCUGGUUGCAGAAACAAAAUGUAAUGUCCUGUUCUGAGCCCGGGCCAAGAUCCUGCUAAUUGUUCCUUAAUAGGCAGCAGAUGGAUACUUCUGUAGAGCAUGAUCCUUUGGAAACACAUGUGGAAAGUGCUACAAUUCAAGUGAGCACACCCGGAAUCCAAUUUUUUCUCAUGUUCAGAAUUGUCUCCCAUUCCUAUGUUUGGACUCCAUUCCCCAACAUUCCUAUUUAGAUAAUUCUUAUAGUUCUGCUGAAUUGACUUUGUCAAUUUAACUCCAUGCUUCUGUACCAUCUUUUUAGUCUAAACUAGGCCGUUCUUCACGCCACUAAUUUUUGUAUUUCCCAGUGGAAAUACAUUCUUGAAAUAAGUCUCAUUUGUUUUAUCAAAUUAUAUGUUCACCUAAAGAUAUCCCCAUGAUACAAAGAUAAAUGUUUUAUUACUGUGACUGCUAAGACCAUAAACAUUGUUUUAUCUGCCAUUCUUAAGACUUUGUUUGACCUCAACCCACCAUUAGUACUUGGUCUUGCUGGUUCUUGUAUUCAUCAACCGCCGACAGAUGACUUCUAUGCAUUUACAGUGUCCCUUUUGUGUUUGUUUUUUGUAGGGAGUGUGCACAGAAGCUGGGAUGUAUGCUUUACGUGAAAGAAGAGUACAUGUGACACAGGAAGAUUUUGAGAUGGCUGUAGCUAAGGUGAGUCUGAUUUAAAGUUUGCAUUUUGAAGGUUUUGGGUAUUUUCAGAUAACUGUAUAACAUUGUCUAGUAUCACAACCUCACACAUAGUUACUGAAACAGUUCCUACUUGUGCAUUUUGUAGUAGACAUUUUAAUGAUAACACGCAUGUCAAGUAAGAGGUUUUUCAAGAUGAAUAAAAAAAAAUGAAUCCAAAUUUUAAACAAGUUUCCAUGAGUUAUCUCUACUCUGGUUUUAGGACAGUUUAUUUUAGACACUGCUGAUUUUUAUGGACUUUCUCCCACAAAAUCCCAAUAAGGGGAACACUGCAGUGCCAGGUUUAUGAGGCGUUGGGAAGCUUAUGGGUAAACCUUCGUAAUUUGUCCUUGAGUUAAUGAGGUUUAGGAAAUACCCCAGAUGCGAUUUGUAAUGCUGCAGUGCAUGCGAACUUUAUAUUUUGUGAAAGGUACAGGGGUUUUGCUAGUGGAUAAAUGUAACUUUAAUUAUGUACCAGGAAAGUAAAUAAAAUAAUGCCUUAUCUUUAAUUCAAGUGCAAGUGUUCUGUUUAACGAAGCUGCUCCUGACCUGUUUUCCUUGUAUUCUUUCUUCACGUACCCGCAGGUGAUGCAGAAAGACAGCGAGAAGAACAUGUCUAUAAAGAAGCUUUGGAAAUAAAAGGGCCGGGAAUUACCGGAUACUGUCAUAUUGCAAAAUAUAUCUUCAGUUUGACGGUGUCUGCUCAGCUGAUGCCAACUUGUCCAAUCAAUGUUAGGAACUCGGUUCUGAGUAUCAGGCCCCUUAUUUUGACUUUGCUACAAGUGUUGCCAACCCCCUGCGAACUCAGAGAGACCUGUAAUCAACAGCAAAGCAUUGCAGGUGCUUUUUCUUUUUUUAACUGGGGGAGGUAGCACAAAGAGAAUUCUACUCUGAUCUCACACAUCGUUCAGCAUGUGUCCUUAAAUAUAUAUCAAAUUAAUCUAGAAGCCAGAAACCCAUAUACUUAGUCUCAGGCUGGGUAGAGAAUCAAUUAAACUCCCCACGAGCCAAAAUCAGGUUUUUGUGCAACAGUGAGCAGUUUGGGUAUUGUGGAUUUUGUUUUACAGUUUCUAGAAAAUUAUGCCAGGGGUUUGUGUUUGUAAUACUGAUGAAAACAAUUCCAUGAGGUCUGUUUAAUAAACAAGAGAAACCAUUUAAAAAUUGACUUUUAUUUAUUUAACAAGAAACAAUUAGCCAAAAGAAUAUUAUUAAAUGAAAUAAUUCAAGCCCAGCUCCCAAAGCACGUUACUUGUAAACAGCACACCACUUAAAUUGCAUUUUAAGUUAUACUAAGGGCUAAGCGACUUUGCGCAUUUUCCCUCAGUGGACAUGUCGCCUUUAUUUACUAGAGCUCACUGAAGGAUCAGUUGUGUUUAAUUUUCAUUGUAGUGAAUUGCUCAGUAAUUAAUAACAAGGCUGUGAAGAGUUGCAGAGAAAAGAUCUUGGUACCUCCUCUGCCGACUUUGGGAUAUUACAUUUAAAUUUUUUUUUCUUCCUCCCCCCCCCCCUCUAUUGUGGAUAUUAAAGAAAAAACCUCCACAAAGAUGUCUGACAAGUGCUUUGUGAGCUCUGCUGAAUAACGACAUAUGUACAUGACAGACCCACGUCAUAGAUCCAGCUUCUGAGGCUGGAUUCCAAUUUUAACCAGACUAUUCUGUUCAGAGUCCUAGAAUGGAAACCGGAAGCCCUGUUACCAACAGAAUUUAUAGUAAAAGUGUCACCUAUAAAUGCAUUUAAAAAAAAUCUAACUUAAGUGUAACACCAAACACCUAAGUGGUUUUCUUUUAUAAAACCAAAUCCUUUGAUUAAUAUUCAUGUGGUUUUUAUGAGGAAUCUUAUGUGCAGAGGUUGUAUAUAGUUAGUAUAACAGCUAAAAAAAAAAAGUGAUACAACUCACUUUUCGUAAUCAUGGAGCGUGCUGGGAUUAGCAUUAAAAUAUGCCCCUUUUACAAGCCUGUUUUACUUCCAUGGGGAAACGUGCGCAGCCAAAAGCCACAACACAGUGAUGGCAAAAUAUUAGGUGUAUGUUAACUACAUGUUCCUCCCUGUGCAUCAUGGGAAACUGCAGUCAGCCUGUGUGAUCAUACACGUUUCCUCAAUUAAUGUAACAUGACUUAUAAAGAUAAUCAUCAAUGGUAAAACAUGACUAAAGAGUUCAGGUGACAAAUUUACUAUAAAUGUGCAUUGUUCUGCUUGCUAACACACAUUUCCUGCAUUAUUAUAAAAACAAACAUCUCACACUCAAACAUAUAAACAUCUGAAGAAACCUUUGUUAGGAACACAACUGGGGUUAUUUAUAAACAACAACAAUUUGUAUGAAAGCCCCUUUACUUUCUACAACUUUACCCCCGGAUUAUUUUAUUAGUAUAAAUAUCACUCGUGUCUUAACUUCUGAAUAAAAAGUCAUGCACAAAUUCUUAAAAAAUGAGCACUUGGUCCCAAAUAUUGUAUCUGCAUAGAUAAAAUGUUAAUCCCCUGAGAAUAAUCAACAUGGCUCGAAGUUGCAGUGGUGCUUUUUUUUUUUUUUGCAUGUAGCGAAGAAAGUUCACAGCGUUUUCUCCUAUGUUAGGGUAUCACUGGAGGAGGUGGGAGAGAUUGGUACAGCGAAAGAUGACAAGUAGAACCAGCAAAGAGAGUUUGUUCUCCGUACCCAAAUGCUGGAGACUUGCCGGAACACUAGUGCAAAGUCCUUGGUGUGUGUAAUAUAUAUCAUAGGAUGUCCCUGCAUGCGAAGAAUCCCACCCCGGCAGAAAAACAAAAUAAUGCAUCCCCACACCUCAGAAUAUUUAGUGCAAAUAUAAUAAACUGGAAAAAAUAAAAUAAAAUACAAAAAACACUUAUGAUUAGUACUUGCAUCAGAGUUUGAUAUAUGUUAAGAUAUUAAAUGUUAUGAGACUGGAUCAUCCACAGACUAUUUUAUUGCAUUACCCAUGACUAGGUGCUGUAAAGCAGCACUCACGUUUUCAGCCUGUCCGAUGCAAAGGAAGUGCCACCUCAUACAGCGAUUAAAGGGUCUGAGAUUAGUAUGAUAGAAGUUGUAUGACAGCUGGAGGUGCAAGUUUGAGGACAGAAUUGCUGCAGAGAGUUUCCUGAGUUAAAAGCAAAUAAAAUAAAGAUGUGGAAAGUUUUAGUAAUCAGUGCAAACAUGUGUUACAUAAAACACUCCCUGCCUACACUGACCUUUUAAAUGCAUUAUUGCGGUUGAACGUCUUUUGAAGCUAUGACAAGCAAUUUGAUCCAGGAACUGGCUAAAAAAAUUUAGCCAAUCCCUGGUCCUUUUAUGUAAUCCUACAGUCAUUUAAUGGGUGGCUUUGAGCAGACAUUAAAGGAACAGUAUAGCGUUCGGAAUACAAACCUGUAUUCAGAACCCUAUAGGGGCCUGGUGUUUAGUGGUCUCUGUCCCCUUUCAAAUUAAAGCUUUUUUUUUUUUAAAUUUUACCUUUUCUCUUGGUGCUGCUCACCUCUCAGUCUGCCACAACGUCAGAGGUGCAUUUGGGACUCGAUGCGCAUGCACAGCCUCAUAGGAACGCAUUGUAUUCAACGAUUUCCUGUGGGCUUCUGUGUCACCUGACAGUUUUACUCUGUCAGCACCGCAAAAGUACCUCUAGACUCUGUUAGGAAGGCAGUCACUAGUGGUGGAUUUAAUGCUGCAGGAUUAAAAAGGACAACACCAAUGCACCCAGAUCACUUCAUUGAGACUAUGCCUAUUUGCCCCACUGACAGCCCGAAUGUGUCACAAACGCCCCAUCUCACCCUAGAACCACUUGCAAAUACCUCCAUCCAGUAUCCACGCCGGCCCCAAAUAUUGCAGUCUUCUGAGAAAUGUCACCGAAGGCCAGACCGGUACUGGAGGGCAGUGAAAUUUCAGGCCACCAACCAAAGCACAAAUCAAACAGUGCUGGGCUAGUAAAGCCCAGAAUGCUUCCUGCUAUGUACGUCAUGUCAGUUCUGCAAUACUUUGCAGACAUCCCAAUGUACAUCCUGCUGGUUUUAAUCAGUAGAAGAAUGGUGCUGGAUGUCUGCUCCCACAUCCUCCUAAUGCUAGGGGACGCACACAGUCAGCCAUCACCUGAUCAUUUAAUAUUUUAUUAACAAUGAAGAAUUGAAAUUAUUUGUCAGUAGAAAAGCCUACUCGCUACUCUCAGGGAUAUUUACUCAAGUGAGAACAAAAUGAAUUUCAAAUUUAAGGCCAAAAAUAGCCAAAAUAAAAAUCACUUCCAAGAAAGUUUUCCAGCUCAGCUUUUUUUUGGUCUAAAAUUUGAAAGUCACGUUGCCGUUACUGUUCGUUAAUGACAAUUCUCACUUUUGUGAAAAACCUUGUAGUAAUGGACUCCACUGUCAAUUAUUUCAGUGCUAAUAAAUAUAUUAUUCACAAACAGUGAGUUAUGGUGCUUAAAAACAAAACAAAAACAACAAAACCUCAAAUUCUUAUUUUAUAACUAAACUUUGCGAGUCUUCAGUGAAUUCACCGCUAAAGUACUGCUGCCAGAAUAAACCUGAGUUUUGAUAGUAUUGCAUUCUCCAUUCCUAGGUAUCUGCUUUGUUCUACUCCAAGUCUCAAGAUCAUGUUUUCGGUUUGCAAUAGUGAAUUGGUGGAAAUAUUAACUUCUAUAUAAUAGGAGUGAGAUAUUUACCAUCUCAACACAUUUCAAACUAGUGAUGCAUCAGGGCAGUGGUUAAUUAAAAGUAAGAAAUAGUUUGGACAUCGUACCAAUAACUGACACAGCUGUUUCCAUAACAUCUAUAAAAAUACAGAGAAUAAGAGCUCUGGGGAUUAACAGCUGGUGUUUCAGGACUGUAAUUAGGUGAGUCUGAUCCCUAAAACUUGCUCUAAUUCUUGUCUGCGUUGCUGCACCUAAAAUAAAAGAAACAAGCAUUCAAUAUGUAAAAUUAUAAUUUUCACACUUCUUUCUAUCCAUAUGAGAUAAUCAAUUCUCA